Messenger RNA from Girardinichthys multiradiatus, 5038 nucleotides. Its product is annotated as LON peptidase N-terminal domain and RING finger protein 3-like. The coding region runs from base 246 to 2402 and encodes 718 amino acids. Gene Ontology annotation, molecular function: protein binding. Lineage: Eukaryota; Metazoa; Chordata; Actinopteri; Cyprinodontiformes; Goodeidae. The transcript is spliced from 12 exons. The record is from RefSeq and is a predicted model, not a curated record.
AGUUUUUUUUCCUGAACUCGUCCAAUGAGAACAGCUGCUCGGGGUCACGUGACACCGUUUUUUACAUAACAGGGUUUUUUUUUCUACACUUCUUGGUCCGCUGAGAGAUAUCGGUGUUCCCUGGACUUGACCGCGAACAUUCAGAGCAGUUUGUUGUUCAGCAGCCUGGAGACUGGAGGUGAAUGGCAGCCGCGGCACCGAGCAGUCCUGCUCCACAUAGGUGAAGCGGGACACUUCCAGUAGACAUGCUCCGUAUGGGGACUGAAUGUGAGAGCAUGCUGCAUUUGGCAGCUGAAGCUUUCCAGGCGAACAACUUCGAGCUGGCGGCGGAUAUUUACCAGUGCCAGCUGGCGUGUGUAGGGGACCCGGGGAGCCGGCUGGAGCUGUUGGUGAAGCGGGCUGACGCGCUCGCCUUUGGGGGCAAAAUCGCAGAAGCUUUCGAGGUGUACCGACAAGCCUCUGAGAUAGACAAACUCAAACCUGCUCACCUGUCCAACCUCGUAGAUUACCUGUCGGACAGUAUCCGGAGACAGGACCGGGGUGGGAUUCAUGGCAGCCGCUGGAGGACGGGGAAGGAGCGUGGCGUCCCGGGUAGCGGGUUUGAGGACUUCUCCUGCGGGAUAUGUCUGAGCUUUCUGUUCGAGCCGGUGACUUUACCGUGCGGUCACUGUUUCUGUAAGAAAUGCCUGGAGAGGGAGAGGAAGGAGAAGGAGAGGCCGGUGAUGUGUAAGGAGUGCAGGGACAGCUCCAAGGUGGCCGACCUCCAGACUUAUAGGGUAAAUGUGGUGCUCAGCAGCCUGCUGGCCAAGUGGUUCCCCACCUUCCACCAGGCCGACCGGCUGAGGCGGGAGGGGAACGGGCUGUACGCCGAGAGGAAGAUGGAAGCUGCGCUAGAGAAGUACAACCAAGCUAUUCUGACAGCACCCACAGACCACAUCCUGUUCAGUAAUCGGUCUCAGAUCCACUCCAGUCUGAAGCAGCAUGACAGGGCCCUGAGGGACGCUGAGAUGGCCUGCAGACUGAUGCCCUUCUGGUCCGAGUGUCAUGUUCGUAAGGCCCAGGCCUCGGUGUCAUUGGGCAGGACUGAGAAUGCUCUGAGAGAAUACCUGAUCUGUCUGUCCAUAGAGCCAGACUGUAGGCUGGCUAAGACUGAGGCUCACAAACUUCUUAGUGACUUCCUGGCUCCGGUCACGGAUCAGGUUCCUGAACACAUCUCGGACUGCACCAACUUCCUGUCUUCCAGAGCACACAUCAAAAACAGCAUCAUUGAACCUGUCCAGACCCUGAGUCCUGGCUUGUCGUCUUCAGAAUCCCCUCCCUCAGCAGCUAGGUGGUCAGAUGGGAGUCUCGGAAAAACGAAGUCACAUCUCCUCAAACGGAAACGAAGGAGCACCGAAGAGGAGGAGGAACCACAGGAGGAAAUCAGCUACCAGAAGAAAUUCAAGUGUGAGCCACUGCUGGGCCUGAAUUCUCUGGGCUCUGUGUCCAGUGACCUCUUGGACCCAACAGAUCUGGAGUGUUCCCUCUGUAUGAGACUGUUCUACGAGCCGGUAACAACACCAUGCGGGCACACUUUCUGUCUGCAGUGCCUGGAGAGAUGUCUGGACCACAACCCCAGGUGUCCACUGUGCAAAGAGGAGCUGUCUGAGUACUUGGUCCAGAGGCAGUAUUGUAAGACAGUAUUAAUAGAGAACCUGAUAUCCAAGUAUCUUCCUUCUGAGUUCAUUGAAAGACAGAAAAUACACGAGGAGGAGAUGGCUGAGCUCUCCAAUCUCAACAAGAGCGUGCCUAUAUUCGUGUGCACCAUGGCCUUCCCCACUGUGCCGUGUCCCCUCCACAUCUUCGAGCCCUGCUACCGACUGAUGAUCCGCAGGUGCAUGGAGACGGGAACCAACUGCUUCGGCAUGUGUCUGGAGGACGACCUCAAAGGGUUCGCCGGCUAUGGGUGUCUGCUGGAGAUCCGCAACGUCAAAUUCUUCUCGGACGGCCGAUCAGUGGUGGACACGAUUGGCAGACGGAGGUUCAAAAUCAUUCAGCACCGUGAGAGGGAUGGCUACAACACAGCUGAUGUAGAGUACCUGGAGGAUGUGAAGGUGGAGGGCUUAGCAGAGCGUGAGCUGCAGUCGCUACAUGAUGCAGUGUAUGACCAGGCUCUGGUCUGGGUCAACUCUCUUAAAGCUGAGCAGAAGCAACGCAUCGAAGGACACUUUGGACCAAUGCCUAAGAAAGACCCUGAACUCCAGGCUAGCCCCAACGGCCCCUCGUGGUGCUGGUGGUUACUGGCUGUUCUCCCUCUAGAGGGCCGGGCCCAGCUGCCGUUCCUCGCCAUCACCUCCCUGAAAGAUCGCCUCAGCGGCAUCCGCAAGGUUCUUCUCUUCAUGUCGCAGAGCAGGCCCCGGUGAACUGAUAAAUGCAGUCUACAAGCUACGCACAAGCACACACCCUCCCUCAGAGCAGCUGAUGACCAGUUCUUCCGUUCAUCGCACAAAUACCAGCCCCAGCUGCACUUCAACAGCAAACUUUAUAAAACAAGGAAACAUAAGGAAUAUGUUAAUCAAAUAUCUUCCAUGCAAAACCUUUGCUCGGCAGCAAAGCACUGAGGGUGGAGGACACGCAGAGCUGAGCUAUGUUCAGACAGGAGGCGGUGAAUGACUUAAAGUGCAUCACAAUGUAGGUUUUAAUCAGGUUUUGUCACUAAGGUGCAGUAUAUUGUUAAAGCGCUCACUCUGAUUUUCUCUUUGACUGUUCUUUGAAUUCUGUGAAGAGUCUCUGUGUCAUCUGUCCAGGUUCCCCUGAUGCCCCUCUGGGCCUCCUCCUUUUCUUGCAGCAGUCUCUAGUUUAGUUGGAGCUAAAUCCAGCUGCUUAUGUGAACGUAGCUUUAAAAUGACACCAAAACAAGCUCUUCCAGUUCAGAUACAUUUCAAUCCAUCUGGUUUAAAUUAAAUCAAUCAUUAAUCUGUUUAAAUGGACCUAAACUGAAGAGAACAUUCAACAUGUGUUUAUAUGUUAGUGCAUUCAAGACAUUGAAUUAGUUUAGUAUCACUAGGCUUUAAAGAUUAUUACUCUAACAAUAAAAAUAUAAAAAUGUGUGUGCAGAAUGCCAGAAUUAUGAGUUUCAAAGCCAUAAUUCUGCUUUUGAAAUGUUGAAAUUCUGACUGACUGACUUUCAUAAUGGUUUUAAAAAUUACACAACAGGGACUUUAAAACUGAUAAUUAUGGCAUUGAAAAACUGAUAAUUAUGUACUAUGUAACUAAAUAUUACUUUUCAUCUCAUAAUUAUGCCUUUUUUCAAGUUGCUGAAAUGGGCUUCCAUGUCCUUCUUUCUUCCAACUGUCCUCCUUCCUUGAUCCCACCAUUUGUCUCUUUUUCAUCCAGUUAAAUAACAUCAGACUGAACCUUCAUGGCUUUAAGGCUCCUGAUUUUGUUGGACUUUCAUUUUUUAUUAACCAUUAUUUAUUUGGUUGUUAUUUAUGCAUGAGGUGACAUUGUUUACAUUACACAAUAAAAGAGAUACUGAGCUGCUCACUUUCCUCUGAUCCAACCUCUCUUAUUUAAUACUCAAAUUAUCAGUAUGAAGCUUUAAAAGAAAUUCAUGAAAGCUGCUUUGGAAAGUUUUUGGAAAAUCCUAUUUUAGGGAAGAUUAUUUAGAUGACUGGUGUCCUGAAACAAAGGAAACAUUUUACUGGACAUUUAACAUAUUAAAAUAUUCUUUCAUCAGCCGUUUCUGUUGAAGGAAACAAGCAUUCCCAUAAACAAUUUGAAUACUGUUCUCUAUUCAUUGACUUUAUUUGACCAUCCUUUUUAUUUUAAGGACAAUUGAUGUGUAAAGAGUUUUCUGUCAACCAGUGAAUCUAAAAGUGAUCCCCAACGUGUGCAUUUUGCAGCGAGGAAAGGCUGGUGCCUUUUAUCCACACACAAGGAGUAGAUCCAUUCACAAACCUUUAUCUCAGUGUUCCUGGAAAGCAGGUCAACACAUUUAAAGCAGAUUUAAAACAAAUGAAACAUGAGGAAACACAUUUUUGGGGGAAAAAUAUGUUGCUGAAAAAAUCUUGAGGCCUUGCUCUGUGUUAUGAUUGUUUUUAAAUGCAAAAGCAAAUCUUUGAAAAACAUAAGAGAUUGUUUAGCUUUACCUGUUAAAAUAUUUUAUUUUGUAUACAAAUGUUUGAUUUUUUUACAUGUUUCUAUGUCAACAUAGUUAAUGUAAUUAAUUUUUUCUUCACUUAUUUGUGUGUUUGUCUGAUGUGUCAAUGUACGUAAAAUGUCUUGUCAAUUCAUUCACAUUGUAAUAUUUUUGAAAGGGCCAAAGCAAUGUAAAACUGGACAUUAAGGAACCAGGAAUAUUGUAGAAGGUUGCAAUACAAUUACAUGUACAGUAAAUAGAGCAUUUAGGCAUGGGCUGGUAUUAGAUUCUCACAGUAUGACAUCUGUACUGUGAUCGUCCAUGUUUUUAACAAGCAGAAAUAUUUCCAAACAGCUAUUAUUCUUAUUCCUGAAUCCGAGGGAAAAAUAUAGUAGCCUUCUCAACCAGCUGACCAGCAGUGCACAGCAGUGGGUGCACUAAUUCCGUAGGAACAGUGUGACAGAAAAUGUCUGAAAAGCAUAACUUUUUAAUCCCCUGGUACACCUUGAUGUCGACUACAUGCCCAUGCCUAAUGGCACUGUUAGGUAUUGAGUGAUAGAUCUACUGGAAGAUGGUUGUCUAGACUGGCAUUUUACCAGUUAUUCUCAAUACAAGGUAAUUGUCUCCUAUAAUUAGUGUUUUUCAAUGUUAUUAAUAGAAACUGGGAAAGUCAUUGCUAACAUGGGCAGGACAGGAAAGGGAACAUGUACACUAAUUAUAGACAUGUCCAAUGUAAAAUCACAUAAAUUAGAAAUAUCUGGUCUAUCACUUGUGUUCGGAUUGAUUCAUACAGGUCCAUAUGUUCAGUGAGUGAAAUAUAAAUAUAUAUAUAUAUAUAUAUACACACACACAUGUGUGUUACCAAUGAAAUAAACACAUGUAGCAAUAAUAAAGCUUGAACAUUUUACUUGCAUCUUG